UAGACUUGUUAAUCUUCAUUUUUCACGCAGCAUUAUGAACCUAUUCGGUGUCUUGAAGUAUAAGAAGAUGGGGGAGGAAUUUCUUCAGAAUUCUGGCUUUCCAUAUACUAUAAUUAAACCUGGAAGGUUGACAGAUGGACCAUACACAUCUUAUGAUCUCAAUACAUUACUCAAAGCAACAGCUGGCCAACGACGAGCUGUCCUUAUAGGUCAAGGAGAUAAACUAGUGGGUGAAGCCAGUAGAAUUGUGGUUGCUGAAGCUUGCGUACAGGCAUUAGACCUAGAAGUCACUGAAAACCAAAUAUAUGAAGUUAACUCUGUUGAGGGUGAAGGUCCUGGAAAUGAUGCUCAGAAGUGGCAAGAAUUAUUCGAGGCCGCGCGCUCUAGCUGACUAGACUUGUAAUUAAAACUUGUAUACAAAUAAAAGUAAUUUAUAUGCAUCAUACAGGGAGUUCAGCUUUACAAU
Molecule: messenger RNA, 466 nt
Organism: Medicago truncatula (barrel medic)
Lineage: Eukaryota; Viridiplantae; Streptophyta; Magnoliopsida; Fabales; Fabaceae
Exons: 4
Coding region: 35-391 (118 amino acids)
Source: RefSeq, a predicted model, not a curated record